Molecule: messenger RNA, 928 nt
Organism: Microtus oregoni (creeping vole)
Lineage: Eukaryota; Metazoa; Chordata; Mammalia; Rodentia; Cricetidae
Gene: Anapc16
Product: anaphase promoting complex subunit 16
Exons: 4
Coding region: 278-610 (110 amino acids)
Biological process (GO): protein ubiquitination
Cellular component (GO): kinetochore; cytosol; anaphase-promoting complex
Source: RefSeq, a predicted model, not a curated record
AGGGUUGGAGUGACCCGGAAGUGUUCCCCGAAAGCUCGCUCCCCGCCCAGCUCCGGCCACGCCCUCGGUGCGCACGCGCGAUAGCCUCGACACUACCCCCCCACCACCACCUCCCCACCCCCGGCACAGGGGCGGGCGCACAGAGAGCGGGCGGGCGGGCAUGCGCACGUCACCGUCUACGUCGUAGUGAACGAAGCUGCGCUGCUUGGUCCAGAGGGCGGGGCUUUCAGUCAAAGUACACAAGCUACUCAGUGAAGAGAGAAUUCUGCUGGAGGGAAUGGCUGCCUCCUCGUCCUCGUCGUCAGCUGGCGGGGUCAGUGGGAGCUCUGUCACUGGUUCUGGCUUCAGCGUUUCAGACCUUGCCCCGCCACGGAAAACUCUGUUCACCUACCCUAAAGGAGCCGGAGAGAUGUUAGAAGACGGCUCUGAGAGGUUCCUCUGUGAGUCGGUGUUUAGCUAUCAGGUGGCGUCCACGCUUAAACAGGUGAAGCAUGAUCAGCAAGUUGCUCGGAUGGAAAAACUGGCUGGCUUGGUGGAAGAGCUGGAGGCUGAUGAGUGGCGGUUUAAACCCAUCGAGCAGCUGCUGGGGUUCACACCCUCUUCGGGUUGAUGUCGCCUGCAUGGUCGCUCCUAGGGCACAGCCACCCAGAGAUUCACAGCUGUACUAUGAGCUGCAUGUCUGAAUUCACAUCCUAACUUGAUUCCUCUGUUUCUAUUAUCAGGCCACAAAUGCUCAUGUGAGAUGUUACUGAGAAGUCUUUCACAUGUUUGCUUCUAAAAGUAUUGGGAGGCAAGUGUAGAAGGGUCUCUGUGAGUUCGAGAAUGGCCUGAUCUACAUAAAGUUCCAGGACAGCCAGGGCUACAUAGACCCUGUCUCAAAAACAAAACAAAACAAACAAACAAAAAAAGAUAUAAGAGCUAGCUAGAA